Stegostoma tigrinum is the source of this 10847-nucleotide messenger RNA. Its product is annotated as immunoglobulin-like domain-containing receptor 2. The transcript is spliced from 11 exons. Bases 203 to 2062 code for a protein of 619 amino acids. The record is from RefSeq and is a predicted model, not a curated record. Gene Ontology annotation, biological process: pancreas development. Lineage: Eukaryota; Metazoa; Chordata; Chondrichthyes; Orectolobiformes; Stegostomatidae. Gene Ontology annotation, cellular component: membrane.
ACGUUCACAUCAAGAACAAUCGGAAUGCAGAGGCAUAGGGGUGGUGGAGAAUGGUAUCUUUAAUUGAUUCGAGGUGACAGAAACGGGGUGGUGAGAGACACAUACAGAGAGAUUACAAUGAGGAAUCGGAAUUUAGUUUAUCAUCGGGGCUUAAAUUGUGUCGAGUUCUAACACAAUAUUUGGGAAUGUAAAGGCGCUGAAAAUGUGGGUCUCUGGAUUCUCAUGGUGGAUGCCCAUUGUCUGCUUGGCAGGUGUGUCCCUUGGUGUUCAAGUGACCAUUUCAGAACAGAAAAAAAUAGCUAUGUUGUUCCAGCCUGUCGUUCUACAUUGUCAGUAUUCAACUACAUCUGCCCAACAACCAGUGGUACAGUGGCGCUUUAAAUCAUACUGCAAGGACCGUACUAGAGAUGCCUUCAGCAUUCACAGCACAGCUGCACACGUCAUCAGCCAGAAAGAACAGAGUCCUACGUGGGACCCAUAUCUAGACUGUGCAGACAACAGUCGUACUGUCCGAAUUGUGGCUUCCCGUCAGGGUUCUGCAGUCACCUUAGGCGAGUACUACAAAGGACGAGAAAUCACCAUUAUCAAUAAUGCAGAUCUCCAGAUUGGAAGGUUACACUGGGGAGAUAGUGGGGCUUAUUACUGCUCUGUUAUCACUCCAGAUGACAUUGUGGGUAACAGUGAACAAAGAAUGGAGCUCCUUGUGUUGGGUAGGAGUGAAGUGGUUGCAGAUCUCUUGCCCAGUUUUGAUGUAGAGAUUAUGCCAGAGUGGGCAUUUGUUGCUUUAGUGCUCUCAGGAUCUCUAAUAUUCCUCAUCUUACUUGGUGUAUGCUGGUGCCAGUGCUGUCCUCACACAUGCUGUUGUUAUGUCCGCUGCCCAUGUUGUCCAGAGUCUUGCUGUUGCCCUCGAGCCUUGUACGCAGCUGGGAAAGCAGUAAAAGCUGGACAUCUUCCCAAUGUUGCAGCCUAUCCAUCGUACUACAUCCCUAGGGUACCCAUAUCACCAAGUGUAAUUGAUUCAAAGCCUCUGCCUCCAACUGCGCGUGUGGACAAUGAUAUGGGAGGAUCUGUACGAAGUGGCUACAGGAUUCAAGCCAACAAAGAGCAAGACUCCAUGAAGGUCCUUUAUUAUGUAGAAAAGGAACUGGCACAAUUUGACCCCUCUCGGAGAAAAUAUGAACAAUCCAGUAACAUGUCGGAGCUAAGUUCACUUCACGAUCAGGACAGUGAUUUCCGCCAGACCUUUCCUCAGACUCGAAAACAAGUGCUCCCUGCAAUUACUGCCCAGGACGAUGACUCAGCAUUCAGGGGUCAGCUGACAAGAGGAUCGGGACAUUUCAAGAACAGAGAAAGACGCGAUGACGAACCUUGCAGUAGCAGGUCACGGUCUCGAUCUCGAUCUUGUGAAAGACAAAGGAUUGAAUUCCAUGACAAAGACCAAACGAGGUCACUGGAUGAACUUGAACAAUUUGCAGAAUCAUACCAUUACAAGGGGAGGAGGGGUAAUUCCCUAGAGCCGGAAAGGUGGGAGAGAAAAAGUACUGACAGAGGGGAUUAUUAUAGAGCACUCAGAGACCGGUAUCACUAUCAAGAUAGCUCUUUGGAUGAUUACUAUAACAAAAGGAGUCGAAGCAGGAAUGAGCGGUAUGAUACUGAUCAGGGACAUAUUUAUAAUAGUCAAAGGAAGAGAGAUAGGCAAGAAGAAUAUCCACUAAGGUGCACAAAUGAGGGCAUCAGAGCUUAUGAUGAUGCUUUUAUGAGCAAUGUUUUGGAGAGAAAAGCCAAAUGUAAAUCUUACAAUGAGAGCUAUGGCAGUGAAACCCCUUCCAAAACCAGCAUCAAGCGAGGGAAUGACCAUUACUAUGGGAAACCUCCAAGCUACAGGGCAGAAGAGGAAGAGACACUGCCUCCAUACUCUGAAAUGCACUUGCAGAGGCUUAGGCCAGAAGAACUGGCAGGAAAAGCCUACUACCAGAAAAUGGAAUGCAGUCAUGAGAGGAAAGAACAAACAAGGCAGAAGAAAGCUAAUCAUUUCCCAGCCAGAGAUGCUCUUGUGGUGUGAAACUAAAAAGAAUUAAGUGAAGAUUCUGUUUCCAAGAUGGUACUGCUUGACAAAUGAGAAAUGCCAAGGAUUUCAGAAUGUUGGGGACAUCAUCUGUUCUACAUGGGAACUUUACAAUACUUGAUAAAAUGGAUUGCAAAACACUCGGAACUGACUACUACAGUUCCAUAUUUUAAAGUAUUAUGAGUCUCUGGGAGAUUUGUCAGAUUGGUUUACAUGUACAGUAUUAAAGUGGUGGCUUUAUUACCUACCACAAUUUAUGUGACGGUUGAUGACAUUCUAGAACUUAGGAACCAAAUUUUUGUUUUGGAUUACCAAUUCAAUACAGCGGAGUGUGAACAUUACCUUAUCCAUUUGGUCCAGACACUAGGUGGCAUUAUAAAAUUUCAAAUAAACCGUAGAAUCAUGAAAUUUUAUAGUACAGAAAAAAUAAAUCAUCUAGCUAAACACCACCUAUGCUAUUCCUCUGAAGGAACUAUUUUACUUAGUUACCUUCCUAAGUUCUUUGAACUAUUUUCUUGUUUCAAAUAUUUAUGCAUCUUCCCUUUAAACACAGCUAUGGAACCAGUUUUGCAACUAUUACUGCUGUAGAAUCCCAUGCCUUAACCAAUCCAAACAAAUUAUUUCCUUAAUUCCUAGUUGUGUUGGUGAUAAAAUUAAAUCUAUGCCCUGCUCAUUUACUGAACAGUACCAUUCUGUUUACUUAUUAAUUAUUCUCAAAUUGAACAUUGCUCUUUGAUAUCUUUUUAUAAUUUUCUUUCAUCCAAUGAAACAGCCCAGUUCCUUAGUUUCUCCUGAGAACUAACCAAUUAGAAUAAAUUUUCAUCUAUUGAAUUCCAUCAAUCAAUGCCUAAACAUUCUCAAUAUCAUUCAAGUCCAAUGUUACAAUCCUGGGCAGUACACUUCUCCAAUUCUGUGGCCACCUGCAAUAAUAUUAACACCAUAAUUUAUCCUCUUAGUGGCUUUCUCACGUCUUCUUGCUUUGAUACUCUAGCAUAAGAACUAGGAGCAGGAGUGGGCCAUCUGUCCCCUCAAGCCUGCCACACCAUUUACUAAGAUCGUGGCUGAUCUUUUUGACACUCAGCUCUACUUACCUGCCCACUCACCAUAACCCUUAAUUAAUUUACUGUUCAAAGAUUUAUCUAGCCUUGUGUUGAAAACAUUUAGUGAGGUAGCUUCAACCACUUCACUGGGCAGGGAAUUCCACAGAAUUUGGGUGAAGAAGUUCCUCCUGACCUCAGUCCUACAUCUGCUUCCCUUUAUUUUGAGGCGAUGCCCUCUGGUCCUAGUUUCACCUGCUAGCGGAAACAAUCUCCCUGCCUCCACUUUAUCUAUUCCCUUCAUAAUCUUAUAUGUUUCUUUAAGAUCUCCCCUCAUUCUUCUGAAUUCCAAUGAGUAUAAUCCCAGUCAAUUUAGUCUCUCCUCAUAAUCCAACCCUCUCAACUCUGGAAUCAACAUGUUAUAUGUAUACCAAUCUCACAUGUCCACAGUUACCUAAUAUAAAUAUCUCUCUGCUGCCUCUAAUCAAGAGACUAAAAUCCAUUUAUCUCUUUAUCCAACACAACCCAUGUCUGGACCACUUCCAGUUGUAUUAUUGUUCUCACACUCUUCUCAAAACUUCAUUGGUGAGCAGAAACAACUUCUCAACCAUAACUUUAUCUACAAACUUCAAUAUCUCUUGCUCUCACAAUAUCUCCUUGUUUGCAUCCAAUAUUGGGGGAAUUCAUUUAGCAGCCACUGAUCCUCAAUCUGGUAUUCCAAACUUCCAGCUUCCAAUUCUGCCAUCCAUUAUUGCCCUGACCUAACUUUUCACUUUCUCUCCGUAUUCCCCCCCAAAACCAUGCCAUCCCCAUAAAACUGUGGAUGUCUUCUCUCUUUUUCAAGACCCUCAAUGUCUGGCUACUGUCCAAUCAAUAUGCAAAGAUCUUAUUCAUCAAAAUCUCAAAUGACACAUUUAUGGCAUAAUUGUUACUCAACAGCUUUCCUGAUUCUCCAUAUCCCUACUUUAUCUGAUCCUAGCUUUUCUCCUUUGAAGCCCUCCUACAGGGUACUGCACUCCUUUGGUUUCUUUUGAUGUAUUUAGGAGUCACACAACACCAGGUUAUAGUUCAAUAGGUUUAGGCUCCAUCAGGUGAAGUGAUGUAACUUUUGAUGUAAUUAUGGCAAUAUAUUUAUGGCAGCAGCUGCUCCUGCUGUCCAUCAUCUCUGGUAUAUACAAAUCAUUGGGCUCCCCUCUUUUCACCCUAUCUUCACCAUACAGGCAAAUGGGGUUAUUUUCCUAUAUGCUGACAAGCUGUAUGCUAACUUCAGUUCCCUUCCACUGGCCCGUUACUUUCUUUCAAGACCUGAAUGAACUAAAAUGAACUGCAGCUAAAUGCCAGCAAAACAUAAGAAAUCCUCUUAAAAUUCUAGUCAAUAGCUCGAUGGUUCUGGCUUGGAUCCUGUCAGUGUCUUUGGUCAUGAUUUUAAGCUCAGUCAAUUUGACACUUGUUUGUUAAUGAUCUCACGUCCCUUCUCUCUUUACAACAAAUGCAAACUGUGGGGUUUCUUCUAACCCCAGCUUUCCUUUACACAAAUAAUCUUAAAUCUUUCAAUUUCUCUCAAUAAAGUAUAAAAUCAUUAUAAUAAUUGAUUUUAAAAUACUAUCCAUUUAAUGAAAUUCAUUACAACAAACAAUUACAAAAUAUUAAGUUUCUUUGGAUUUUAAGGAAGUUAUCUUCUGUCAAUCUCAAAACAUUGUGAAUCUUUUCUAAUUCUGUUGUCUUAAGGUUAGGCUCAUUGAAUCUACAGAUGUUUCUAAUUCGACUCACUAUAUGUGGUAAUCCAACAUCAUAGACAAUUCAUUUAUAAUUUGUAUAUUUUGUGAAUUAGUAAAAUGCCCCAUUAACGUUUUCUCCAUACAUCUCUUGCCUCAGGUCUAUCCAAGAGAAACAGUAAAUGAGCAGUCUGGUGGUGAAGAUGUCUAAGGGUUGAACAUAGUUCUUGAAGCUACCUGAUAAAAUCUUCGUUAAACCAAAUUUUAUUUAACUUUACAUUUUAUCAAAUCUGUUUCCUUAUUUCAUACAGGGUAAAUGUAAAAGCAAAAUGGCAAAACAAAGAUCUGUAAAUAGUAGAUCCUGAUUUUGAUUAAUUAUUUGUAUGCGAAUUGUUGUCCCAGUGUUCCUCAAUUCCCCCCACCUCACUACAUACCUCUCCAGGGCCUUACUUAUUUUGCAGUCAAGUAGCCGGUUUCGCAGCUUAUUUGCCGCAUUGCCCAAAAAGAUUCCCAUAUAAAUUUUACAACCCUUUGCUUAGCUAAGAUUCAGAGCACACUGAAGUAGAUAUAAAAUGUUUCCUGACACUCAGACAAGAUGCACUCAGAACCUCAAAGUUUUUCCUUUUUAAUCUGAAUAAGAUACCAACAUAAGUAACCUAUUGUUCCAAGCUGUAUGCAAGAGCUUUUUCAACUUAACAGUCAAUCAUCUUUAGUAGCUACUCUCUGUUUUCAUUUCAGACUAAAUUCUUGCAUUCUCAGAUUCAUAAAAUCCAAAACGUCCAAAUUACAAUAUGUCAAUAAAGUUUCUACUUAAAUCUGGUUGGUAAUUUGAUGUAAGAAUAGCCUGGGUUGAAUUUCAGGAGUAGACUCGUACUUUAAAAAAUGAACAGAUUAGCUAUCGUAUUUAUUUGGAGCUAAGUAUUUUCUUUCUCGUGAUUAGUAUUAGAUAGCUUGAUUAAAAUGGAACAGUUGGAGGUAUGAUAAUCACACUCCACUAUAAAAUGGGGCUAAUUCCAAUGACAAUCUUAUAGAAGCAAAAAAAAAAAUCAGCAAUACAAACUAUCAGAUCUGUCUCCUACAUGUUCAUAUAUGCCAAUCUUUCUUACAAGAUUUGAACAUUUGCAAUCAAUGGACAGGAAAAGACCCACUGGUCUACCCAGUUUGUCCCACACAACUGCAAUGCCUUGUGCAUUACAAUAUCAAGACUCCCACCUCACCCAAGAACCAUGUAACUUUCUGGGAGAGGCCAUAUAUAUAUAUAUAUACAUAUAUAUAAUUAACAUGUUCAAGGAUGGGUCUAUUAGAGUGCCUGUCGAGUAUUAAUUCCACCUUCUGUCAUUGGUGAUGUUAAAAAAUGGCUGUAAUUUCUUGUAGUUGUUAUCUGAGAAUAGUGUUGUUAUGUCUGGUGACUUACUUUAUCCAUCUGACAGUAGUAGUAGAUUUAAAACAUUGUCAGGUACUUGAUAUUUAGUCAGGUAUUUAAUAUUUUACUAACUAUUGUGUUUAAUUUUCACCACUUUCUGAAUGCUAGUAAGAGAAUAUCAUUAUUGCUUUAGAAGAGGUUGGCUGAGUGUCAUUCCAAAACUCUUCUAGAUUUCCUCUUUGACAUACACUGAUAAGAAAAUAAGACUAUUUACAUUAGCAACAUUUUCUGUAUGUAUUUCUCUCUGAAUACCUCUUAUGAUUGUACCUACUGUGUGAUACUGGCAGCCAAAGUUUUACAAUGUUCAUUUUAUUAUUGUUGUUUUAGAAGAAAAAUAGAUAUAAAACGCAAAAUAGUAGCAUUUUUGGUUAAUUUGGUUGACCUGGUAACUAGGAAAAUGGAGGGCUGCCUGUAUCUCAGUACUGCAUUGGAAGGAAACCAUUUCUGCCUAUGUAGUCUGUAUGGAAUAACCUACUAGUUAGUCAAACACAACACAAUGGGCCUUAUUUAAUAUUUUGCUUGCUGCCAGCAUGAUCUGCAAAAUGAUUUCAAAACUGCUUGAAACAGAAUUGGAAAUUCUGAAUGGGUGUAACAUUCUCCUCCAAAAUGUAUGAAAGUCACAUGUUAUACCAUCUCGAUAAGAAAACCUAUCACAAAAGUGUCAACAUUUACAUACACCAGUUACAACCAUAUGUGAUACGGUGAAAGCAUUCCUCAAUGUUAAUUUUCACACAAUGUUAGUGGAUAAAGGAAUAGCUCCCGUGCUGCAUAUUGAGAGUUAAGACCAAACAAUUUUGUUCAGUUUCAGUGUAGUUUCUGUUCUGACCUGAUCAUUUGAAAUGCACUACAAAACAGCCUUUUUCCUUUAAGCCACUGUUUCAAACAUAGUCAUGUUGGUAAUAGUGAGAAAAGGUACAUUUUGAACAUUAAGACAUCAAAAUAAUUCAUAGAAUAGCUUUUCUUUGUUACCUUGCAGUUCUCCUGAAUUUUGCCCACUUUGCCUGCAGUAUGUGUCUUUUCAGAAUUGUGCCACAGCCAGUUUCUGCAAAUGGUCACUGGCUGAUAUGCCUUUCUCAUUAAUCAGCAACCAAACAGUCAUUGCCCUUAAUGCCCUCACAUGUAAAAAUAUCAGCCUACUGCCAUUCACAUGACCUCACUGCCAUCCCUUAAGGCCCAGACAAAAUACUUAAUUUUGUCUCCAUAUGCUGAUGGGUUCCGUGGUCUGCUUGAAAAUUGCCCUCCCAGCAAUCUCUCUCUGCACUGAAUGAUACAGCAUCACUUGCCCAUUGUCACCUGCCUUCCAUGAACACUCAUCUAAGCAAACAUCUGCUGCCCAUCAUCAUUGAAGCAUCUACCCACACUUUAGGCACAAUCCUAAUGGGUGCCAUGAUCACUGUAUUACCCUGCCAUCUGACACUGGCUGAAAGGUCAGUUGGAAACCCACGCAUGAUCCUGACAGCUAACAUGCAGCAAUCACAUUACUCCAAGGCAAGCCUUCCAUCACUUACGAGGAAAUCCUGCAGUAGAGAACCUCCAGUCCAAUUGGGCAGCAGUCAUGUUGUCCUAGAAGUUAGUAAACAAUGUAGAAGAGCCAGGACUGACAGUUAAGUCCAAGUUUAGGAAUGAUAGUGAGGGAUGAGUCAGAAUGAGCAGCCGAAUGUGGUUGUUGGAGGACCCCAAUUCAAGACAACAAGAGGAGGGGUUAAGUAUGCAGAAGAUCAGUAGUGGGGUUGAGUGUUGGUGGGGGUGCUGCCUCUAAAGAAGUGCAUCUGAGUGACCUUCUAAAGCGAUUUACCUUCACUCCCCAAAAACAUUUCCUGACAUCAGGCAUCUUGCAUGGCAUGAACCUCACCUCACCCACGGAUAAAAUAUUCCAGAGCUGAGAUGAGCCAAUCAGCAAUUUGAGGAAUGCUGUAGAUCCAGAAUAGGGUACUGUCCAAUGCCAACCUCCACCCUCCUGUAAAUUUUAAACAAGUGCAUGUGUGGACAACUGGAAGAGCACCUACUAGAUUUUAAGUGCCCCCACAAAUCUUAAACCUGCCAGCAAGGGGUCAUAAAGUCGGCUCUCUGUGGCCUUUUACUUCACUAGAAAUAGCAUGCCUUCCCCCAAACUCCAGCACCCCCCCCAUCCCCAAUUACUGAGCAGCAUUAUUGUAAUUCCCUCACCCACUGUGCAGAGCUGUUUAUCUCCCAUGCAUCACUUUGCAAUAUUCCUAUUCACCCACAAUCUCACCCCAUUCUGUUUAACGUGCAUCAGGUCCAAUCCUUUAUUUAUAAUGUCUACUUUCGCUCCCCAUCAAGAAUCCUUGAAUGCCCUUUAAUGCACCAUUUAAGAUCUUUUUAGUUUUAAGAUUUUCACAAUAAUUUACUUUAGCCUCAGCCAAUAGCAUUUCAAUUCAGCAGGACGACUUCUUCCCAUUGUCAUAUUGAGUUGUACACUCACCGGAUCCACUGAACAGUACCUCAGCUAGUUUUCCUCUUUCCCCAUUUUCUCCCACUAUCCUCACCAUUCUCACAAUCUCAUUAUUUUAUAUCUGAGCAGAGCUACCCCCAACCUUCAAUAUUAUUUAACCUAAAUACAGUACAUGUUUUUGACUUCCCAUGUGCAAUGUCAUUGGCAGGUUGAUGAGUUUAACUUUUUUUGCAUCUGGAACAUGUGACUGCAAGUUUCGUCAAAUGAUUUCAGUCACCUAUCUGGUUCCAAUGUUGGAAAUAAACAAAACCAAUGAAUAAGAUCCUUCAUCUCAAUUUGGGCACAUUGUUGUAUUAUUUAUCUACAUAACGAUAGUAGAAAAUCGUAGGGUCACUCUGACACAGAAAGAGAUGAUUUGCCCAUCAAAUUCAUUUUGACUCAUAUAGGGCCAUCUCAGUAGGCACACCUCCUGGUUGAGACUUCACAUUUUCCAAACCAACAUGCUCCUAAUCUUUUAAGUGUUAUAAACUCCAAGUUACUUCAAAUUCCAUUAUUUCAGUUGCUUUUACUAGUUGCUGAAAACCAGAUACCUCAUGUUCUAUAGUUAAAAUUUUAAUUCUUUACAUGAAAAAUUAUGUUUUAAGAGUCAUUGAGGGGUAACUUUUCACACAGAGGGUGGUGCAUGUAUGUAAGGAGCUGCCAGAGAAAGUGAUGGAGGCAAUACAAUUACAACAUUUAAUAGACGACUAGAUAGAUAUAUGAACAGGAUGGUUUUAUAGGCAUAUGGGCCAAAUGCUCGCAAAUAGGAUUAGGUCAGAUUGGGAUAUCUGGUCAGCGUGGACGAGUUGGAUUGAAGGGUCUGUUUCCAUGCUGUAUGAAUCUAUGACUAUGAAUAAUGAGCUAGAUGUUCCCAAUAUCAUUCUGGAGCUACCAUUCCCAAAGCCUCACUGAGUCUAUCUAUUAAGGAGUAAACUAUACAGCUGAGAAAGUCUCAUUCAUUCUUGAGCCAAGCCUUGUUAACUGUAUUGACGGCAAUGAUGCACGAGUAUCCUUAGCAGCUGGGGGAAAGGGGAAAAUUGACCAACGUUUCCUGAUAACAAUUGCUGCCCACUGACCUUCUGCUGAAACACAAAUAUCCAACUUACCUCAAUUGUAACACUCCAUGUGACUAAACAACCUUUUGACAUUACCAAGGUUUAUCUAUGAAGAUGGCUAUUUUAAGGUCUACUAGAAGACAGCUAGUUCAUGCGAAAAGAGGAAAAAAUUGCUGGAGGAAAUUGAAAGAAAAUCCACACUUGACAAUAAUAGUUACCAAAGUUGACAUUUUCAGCACUAAUUCAAAGGUUGUGAGUAAGAACAUCAUAUUACUUUAAAAGGAUCAUUUAAUUUCUCAGCUUCUCCCUUACCUUCCUCUAUCUCCCCAACUAAAGGCAUAUACCAUCUUGGAGAACUGUUCAUAAUUUAAGACGUACUCCCAGAAAUGUAUCUCAAUUCCAUCUAUAAGCAUUGGCAUGGUAUUAGAUUACAGUACUAUACUUACUAACACAGAAUUACCACAACUGUGAUCAGCAAAAACAAGUUUAUGCUGGUGUAAGAAAAUAUUGCAUUGAACCCAAUAAAAUCCUUCAAACAGGGAUUGAUUAAUUCCUCUACAAAGUUGUUGUGGUGCCUUUUAAAAGCUGAACCUAUCACUGACUUAUCUCAAAGCAGGAAUUCUUAUUAUGGUGCAUAUUGUACUUGCGUUCAGUAUUGAUUCAAGUAAUGUGUAGCAGGUUGGAUGUACUGUAGAAGAACAUGCCAUAUGAAAUAGUGUCAUUUGUUUAUUGAUUCAAGCAACAUAAAAUGUAUUUAAUUAAUCUUGAUCAAAGUUAAAGAUGGUUAUUUUGGACACUGUUGCUGGAGUCUGUCUCUAAUUAUUGACUUUUAAAAAGGAAAGGGAUCUUCACUGAGGCAGAACGUAGUGAAGUGUCUUAACAUUGUCAAAGAUUGGCAAGUGACUUAUCUCUCAGAAUUUGAAAAUGAAAGUCUGAGUAAUAGUUGUGUAUUUCUUACCUCUAAGACUUCUAGACAAAGGGAACAAUUUUAAGAGCAUCUAUAGUCUACAGAGGUACAUGUUAUUUGAGGUUUGCGUAAUAAUUGUAUUUUGAAUGGUGUUAAAAUGACUUUUACUAUUAAAUUUCUUUAAAAUCUUACA